AUGGCGCGGACCCGCCGGGCUGUCCCCCUCCUCCUCCUCCUCGUUCUCUGCGGCUCCGCAGCGGCCGGACCGACGUUCCUGGUGGUAGCUCCCUGGAACAUCAGACCUGGAGCAAACGUGACUGUUGGGGUAGCUCUGCUGCCGGACAGCCCAGCGCAGGUCACCGUGCGGGGAGAAGUCAUCAGAGAUAAUGAGACCAUCUUGAGAAGGGAGAUGGUCUUCGAGAAAGAUUCCUUUGGGACUCUUGUUCUCCCAGCACUGCCUUUGAACAGUGCUGUUGGGAAUUACGAGUUGCUGGUGGAAGGCCACGCUGACGGCCGCCGCGUCUUCUCCAACCGCACCAGCCUCACAUUCCUGCCAAAGAGCUUCUCUGUGUUCAUCCAGACUGACAAAUCCAUCUAUAAGCCAGGGCAAGAUGUGAUGUUUCGGGUUGUCACUGUCUACCCUCACCUCAAACCUUACAAAGCACCUCUGAAUAUAUUUAUCCGAGACCCUGGGAAGAAAUUGAUUCAACAGUGGUUGAUGGAGGAGGGUGAUUUGGGAGUAGUUUCCAAGAAAUUUCAGUUAUCCAUGAACCCUCCACUGGGAGACUGGUCCAUAGAGGUGGAAGUGAAUGAUCAAGUUCAUUAUCAAAGAUUUAAAGUGAUGGAAUAUGUGCUACCAAAAUUUGAUGUUACAAUAACAGCACCACUCUACUACUCUCUGAGAGAGGAAGAUGUAACUGCUGUUGUCACCGCCAAGUACACCUAUGGAAAGCCAGUAAAGGGGACUGUGACCAUCACUUGCCUUUCUCUCUCUUAUUGGACAAACAAGAGAAAUAUAACAACAACACUGGAGAUAAAUGGAUCUGUGAAUGUGACCUGUAACAAGCUUAUGCUGCAGAACCUGUAUGCUGAUCAGUCGUGGCACCAAGGUGACAGUGAUUACAUAGAGCCCAUAGAAAUGAUCGCGGUGGUCACUGAGUCCCUCACAGGCGCCUCCCAAAACUCAAGCACCAUCAUCUUCCCCAAGCAAAGUGACUACUUCAUUGAGUUUGUGGACUACUCUAGAGUUAUAAAACCCUCUCUGAACUUCAUAGCUACUCUGAAGGUGACACGCUCUGAUAGCAACCAGCUGACAGCUGAAGAGAGGCAGAAUCUGGUCACAGUCACUGCACAACAGUCAGACCUGCUUUUUCAUGACUCUUCAAUUUCUCACCUCGAGAAUGAGGCGACAGAGGAGAGAAACCUGACAGUGCAGGUCCUGAAUUACACCGUCCCAGAAGAUGGAAUCAUUGAUAUUGAGUUUCCAGUCCUGCCUGACACAAAGACUCUGAGAGUUCAGGCAGAGUUCCUCAGCAGCAGGACCGAUGUAGGGGUUUAUGAUGUGUUCAGCUCCCCCAGCCAGACUUACCUCCAGGUUGACACGAAGAGCCAGGAGAUAAAGGCUGGGAAGCCUUUUGAGCUGAGCAUUGCAAGCAACAAGCCAGUGAGACAGUUCCACUAUGUGGUGUUAUCUAAGGAUCAGAUUAUGGAUUUUGGCACGAAGUCUGCAAAAACAUUCACUUUGAUGGCAGAAAAUUCCUGGGCUCCUUUGGCCUGCGUGCUUGUAUUCUACGUUGAUGAGCUUGGAGUGGUUGUAAAUGAUGUUCUCUCCCUCCCUGUUCAGCCUGUUUUGGAUGGCAAGAUUAAAAUCUCUUGGAGCAAAGACAAGGUCAGGCCAUCUGACAAAGUCUCCCUUAAAAUCAGCACACAAGAACCAGGAGCAGUAAUUGGACUUGCAGUUGUUGACAAGAGUACCAAGCUUCUAGGAGAAAGCAGUGACAUAACAGAAGAUACUGUCUUCCAUGAGCUGGAUUUAUACAGCACAAUGCAGUAUUUCCCCCUGGUCAGAGGCUUUUUUGGUGUCUUUCAGAAAUGCAGCCUUUGGGUAUCAACUGAUGCAAUUCUUGAGGAGGAUAAGGAACAUUUUCUUUAUGGAGGAAUGAUACCCAUAGAGGAUGGCUUUGGUGAAGACAUGCCCAUAUCUAAAAAUGGACCACCUGAUUUCAGCAACCUCUACGUGAGGACACAUUUCCCAGAGACUUGGCUUUGGAUCGACACCAAAACUGGAUCUGAGACAGACACCACAAUGGAAGUCACUGUACCUGAUACCAUCACAUCCUGGGCAGCCAGUGCCUUUGUGAUGUCUGAAAAGGGUGGACUUGGAGUGACGACUGCUCCAGUGGAGCUAGAAGCCUUUCAACCCUUCUUCAUUUUCCUGAACCUUCCAUAUUCUGUCGUCAGAGGAGAGCAGUUUGUCUUGGAAGUGAACAUCUUCAAUUACUUGAAUGAAGAAGCUGAGGUUACUGUGAUCCUGGACAUGAAUGAUGCUUUUGAAAUUAUUCUGACAUCCAAUGAAAUCAAUGCUACAGAAAACCAACAGUCUGCAUUGGUACCAAGUGAAGAUGGGAAAACCUUUCAGUUCCCAAUCAAGCCCAAGCAGCUGGGAGAAAUUCCCAUCAAAGUGACAGCAAUAUCAGCUGCUGCUUCUGAUGCUGUCCUCCAGACAGUGCUAGUCAAGGCUGAAGGACUGGAACAAACAUAUUCUCAGACAGUCCUUUUGGACCUGACUAGCAGUAAACCACAAGCAGUGUCAAAAACUCUGGAUUUCACUUUUCCUUCUGACCUCGUAAGUGGUAGUGAAAGAGUACAGAUCACUGCUGUUGGUGACUUGCUCGGGCCUUCUAUCAACGGUUUGGCAUCGCUGAUCAAGAUGCCUUACGGCUGUGGCGAACAGAACAUGAUCAAUUUUGCUCCAAACGUUUAUGUCUUGCAAUACCUGACCAAAACCAGGCAGCUGAGAGAGGAGAUUAGAUCAAAAGCUGUGUCAUUUAUGAGGAAAGGCUACCAGCGAGAGCUGCUUUUCCAGAGGGAUGAUGGCUCUUUUAGUGCCUUUGGAAAUGAAGAUCCCUCUGGGAGCACAUGGUUAUCAGCCUUUGUGUUAAGAUGUUUCCUUCAGGCUCGGCCCUUCAUAGACAUCGACCAGGAUGUGCUCGUGGACACAGCUAAAUGGAUUGUCCGCCACCAGAAGUUAAAUGGAGAGUUUAGUGAGCCUGGGAAAGUGCUGAACAGUGAUCUUCAAGGGGGCACCAAUAAUCCAGUCGCUCUCACAGCCUACAUCAUGCCAUCCCUCAUGGGCUUCCCAGAGAAAGAGCAUGCUUAUGUCAUCAAGACUGCUACAAACUAUCUAGAAGAUAAAUUAAGAGAAGGCAUUUCAGAUAACUACACUCUGGCACUGGUGACAUAUGCGUUGUCCUGGGCAAAAAGCAUGAAAGCAAAGGAAGCACUGAAUGUCCUGAACCAGAGAGCAGAACAGCAAGGAGAAUUUCGUUUCUGGAUAACCCCUGCCUCUGAAAUGUCCGAGUCGUGGCAGCCGCGCUCCAUCGACAUCCAACUGGCAGCCUAUGCUCUGCUCUCACACUUCUAUCAAGACAGGUUAGCAGAGGGCAUCCCCAUUAUGAAAUGGUUAAGUCAGCAAAGAAAUCACCUUGGGGGAUUUUCAUCUACUCAGGACACUGUGGUGGCUCUGCAAGCCUUGAGUCUGUUUGCAACUCUCACAGCUGUGGGCAAAACAGACAUGGAUGUAACAGUGACAGCACCUUCUUGGACAGCACCGGAGAGGUUCUCCAUUGACACUCGGAACCGGUUUCUGCUUCAGACCAAGGAGAUUGCUCCUGCACAACCAAUGGCACUCACAGUGGCAGCAGAGGGAACGGGAUUUGCUGUCUUCCAGCUCAAUGUUAUCUACAACACAAAACACACCGAGCAGAGGCUCAAAUCCAGCCGGAAACAAGAAGCCUUUGACUUGAAUGUUGAUGUAAAGGAUGACAAAGAUGAUAAAAACCAUUUGACUUUGAAUGUGUGCACAAGGUACUUGGGCUCUGGCACAGCUCCUAGCAGUGGUAUGGUCCUCUUGGAGGUUGGGCUACUCAGUGGUUUCUCAGUCUCACCAGAUUUCACUCCAUUAAACCACACAGUGAAGAAGAUGGAAAAGGACAAUGGAAAGGUCAACCUCUACUUAGACUCUCUAAAUGAAACACAGGUUUGUGUGGAUAUUCCAGCUGUGAGAGACUUCAAAGUGGCAAACAUCCAAGAUGCUUCAGUGGCUGUGGUGGAUUACUAUGAACCCAGGAGAAGAGCAGUGAGAAGCUACAAUUCAGAAGUGAUGCAGACCAUAACCCCUUGUGACUUCUGUGAAAGUGACUGCAGUCUGUGCCCCCGAGAUGCCUCCCCAGCCUUGCUUCAGCACUCUCCAUCAGCCCCCUUGUUCUGUGUGCUGCUGCUCCUUCAUGUAAACUUGCUGUGCAGCUGGGUGCUGUAAAAAGGAAACAGAUUGGUUUGCAGCUGAAAGGUUUCCAGACCUUAUCCAAAGAAAAUUUGACAUUCAGACACCAGCCUGUCUUUAGAGAUUACAGUGACCAAACUCCUGCUCUGUUCAGGGAGACCUGGGCUGGCCCAUAUGGUAAAUUUCUGGCUGUGCCAGAAAACUUCUUUAAGUGUCUGCUGGCAAGAAAAACACCCAAACCCAAACCACAACAACUUUCCAAGUGGCAGUUUCUUACUGAAGUUGUUUUCUGAAGAAGCACAGAGUUCCUGAGAAAGCAAUCUGAGAAAAUACAAAGCUAGCUCCACAUUCCCACUUGCUUUUUACCCCAGCCUUCAACUCUGCAUGCUCUUUAGGGGGGGUAUGAGUUCACCAGGCCUUUCCAAAACACCCUCUGCUUCUCUGCUGGGGAGUUGCUAGGCAGAGUGCUGGGAGCUUGCUGUUGGAGCUGGCUUUGUUGUGCUCUGCAGACAUGAUGCUUAACAUUGAGUUUUGCUGUGGGCUCCCAUGGGGAAUAAUAGGAAGAAUGCAAAGAUCACAGGAUGUUAGGGCUUG
Pogoniulus pusillus (Red-fronted tinkerbird) is the source of this 4899-nucleotide messenger RNA. It is a transcript of the gene CD109, whose product is annotated as CD109 molecule. NCBI's taxonomy places the organism in Eukaryota, Metazoa, Chordata, Aves, Piciformes, Lybiidae. Bases 1 to 4341 code for a protein of 1446 amino acids. Gene Ontology annotation, molecular function: endopeptidase inhibitor activity. The record is from RefSeq and is a predicted model, not a curated record. The transcript has 33 exons. Gene Ontology annotation, cellular component: extracellular region.